AUGGACAAGGAUUCCCAAAUCAAAAUGCUCCAGGAAAUGGGCUUUCUGAAUAAUCAAGCCAUGGAAGCUCUCUCGGCGUCUGGAAAUGAUCUCAAUAAAGCCAUUGCCUAUCUAUUCGGAGAGGUCGAUGCCUCUUCCGGAGCAGGUACUCAGCUGGCGCCCUACGAUGUGGAAAGUGAGCAAAUUGGCAUUGCCGAUUCUGUCGGAAUUUCCAACCCACAUGACAUUCCGGAAUUCUUGACCCUUUUCGUGAAUGAAGAAGGAAAUAUGGCGGAAGCAAUGAAGGAAAACCAAGGGCCGUUCUACAGCUCCAAUUCCGCGUCCAGUUCCAGUUCCAGCUCUCUCGAGGAGGUUGAGGAUGACUCUCUUCUCGAAGAGCCAGAGGAAGAAUACCCCGAGAAUGUGAAAACUGAGUUCACCAAUGUUCCUUUUUUGCUCAGUAAAAGAAACAAAGCAAGAUCCUGGGUACCGUUGAUUUUGAUCUUAACCCACUCAAGUAUAUUCGCCGGGCCAGUCUUACAGCUGAGAAGCAAACUGAGUUUCAUUCGAGAAUUGCAGCAAAUUGUUUAUUUCGUGCAGAACUUUGAUAACAGUAAGCGGUGGUAUCAUGACACUGACAAGCUAGCCAAGAUCCUAGAAAAUGAUGGGCCUUGCGGCUCUUUGCAAGACGAGGAAUUGAUCCUCAACAUCAUAGAUUUCUUGAUGAGAAAGGAGCCGGCUUUGAAACCCAUCUUCGAGUCCAUGGUACAAAGCUUAGAUGAAGAUAUCAGCAACAACUUGACUGUCUUAGAAAUAGACUCGGAUUCUCGGGGCUCUACUCUCUACGAAACGCUCAACGAACUAUUUUGGCAAAAGGAUUUCGAGUUUCUUGGCAGAAUCAAAUAUAGUUCUGUGGCACCCAUCGUCACAUACCAGCUUCUUGCUGCAGACUCCAACACGUCGCAUGUGCCGUUCCAAUUGCUGGAGAUUAUGUACCCCGAGAUCUACAGUGACAAGGCAUUGGGCCGUGUGCGUGAAGAAAUUCACUUGAUUAAAAGGGCACAGAUGGAAUACCAGAAACUGAAUCGAAAGCUUAUGGACCUCAAUUUCUUCGAGGGAAAGAAAAUCGACGGUCUUCUACUGCAAACUGCAUCGGCUCUACAGGAAAAUAACCCCAAUGCAAGCGAAGAUUUACGCGAGCUCGCAAACUUGCUUCAAGAACUCCGCUUUGCCGAAUUGGAAAACCAAGCCCAAGCGAAAUCAAACGCGUCUCCGCAACGACUUGCGCUGUUGGAAAGUAUAAUUUGUGAUUUGCCGGACUUACGCGCCUACAAUCUCGUUGGAGUGAUUUUUUCGGAAACUAAAUAUUUCGUGCGAGCCGGUGAAAAUUGGGUCGACAUGGAUGGUGGUGUAACGAUAGAUUAUGCCAGUGUCGCAAAUGCCGUGGAACGCCGCAUUGGCUCACAGAAUAUAACACUCGUGUACGCA
This is a messenger RNA of Metschnikowia bicuspidata var. bicuspidata NRRL YB-4993, 1467 nucleotides long. RefSeq lists its product as uncharacterized. Lineage: Eukaryota; Fungi; Ascomycota; Pichiomycetes; Serinales; Metschnikowiaceae. Gene Ontology annotation, biological process: protein deubiquitination. Gene Ontology annotation, cellular component: nucleus; cytosol. The transcript is spliced from 2 exons. The annotation marks the transcript as partial. The record is from RefSeq and is a predicted model, not a curated record. Gene Ontology annotation, molecular function: protein binding.